Drosophila subpulchrella is the source of this 447-nucleotide messenger RNA. RefSeq lists its product as uncharacterized. The coding region runs from base 120 to 440 and encodes 106 amino acids. The transcript has 2 exons. Lineage: Eukaryota; Metazoa; Arthropoda; Insecta; Diptera; Drosophilidae. The record is from RefSeq and is a predicted model, not a curated record.
AAAAAUUUGAGGCCUUGGAAACGAUCGAAAUUAAAUUAUGCAUUAUUACCACAGAAACUUUGCCGUUCUUCAAAAGUCUUAAAACGAUUUGCUUUGAACAUAAUUUUACAUCUGAAGGAAUGGCUCUCACAUGGAUAUUAAAACACUCGAAUACCUUAGAAAACCUUACAACGGACAUACGUGAUAUUCAAACGGACGAUUUCUUUAAACUUAUUAAAAGCUGCCGGAAACUUCGCUACUUAUACCUUAAAGUGGAUAUCGAUGAACUUCUGUCAAAGGGAUUUAUUACUACGUUCUUCAACAUUUUGCAGGAAAAUGGAACCGACUCAAAUAACCCAUUUCAAUUGGUUACAAAGAAGAUUACCUUCGGCGCAAUAAAAUCAUUUAUGCCAAACACCCCCACUUCAAAAUUACUGCACUUUUAUACUUACGAGCAUUAAGGCGAGA